CUCUGAAUCCGCCACUCCGGAUCUUUUUCUCCUCUUCGAUUCCACUACUCCGGCGAAUUUAGUCAAACCUUCUAGCCGACUUCCUAAACUGAAUCGUCGCCACCUCCUGAUGAAGAAACCAUCCUUGUUCGACUCCCUAUGAAGAAGCCACCGGAUGCAGAGGAGGAAGAAAAGCCUCGCCCGCUGGUGUUUUCAAUCCCUAAGAACCCUAAGAAGGAAAAAGAGGAAGAAGGGGAAGAGGAAGGAUUGUCAAUUCUUCGUCAAUUCCUUCGGCGACGAAGAUUUCUUCGCCGAAAUUCUUCAACGCGUUUCAAUUCAUCUCGUCGAUGUCGUCGGGAUUCGACCUAUCGAGUCUAUUCGAGAGCACUCGACGACGGCGGGAGUCGAUGUUCACUUCAAGGUGCUCGGGGGUGGCGAUUAUGGAGCGGAUGGAAGGGUUUGCGAAGGGGAUUAAUUUUAGGGUUGGGAGGGUGAAGGAUUUCAAGACGAGCUUGACGAGGGGAACAGAAGGGAGGAAAGGGAGGCUCCAGCUCGGCGAACCACAUCUGAGCUUGAUGAAAGCACUGAUUCCCUGUGCGAGACGGAGAUCUGACCGCCAGUGGUCGCCGGAGGAAGAGCUACCGACGACGGUGGAUCUGAACGCAGAAUCUGGCUUGGGAUUGAAGGGGUAGGUUAAUCCAGCUUGGGAUUGAAGAAGAGAACGAAUAAUCGAGGAAGAGAACGAUUAAUUGUGUCCCAAAAAAUAAUCCACAAAUCG
This is a messenger RNA of Linum trigynum, 757 nucleotides long. Lineage: Eukaryota; Viridiplantae; Streptophyta; Magnoliopsida; Malpighiales; Linaceae. The record is from the annotation of a GenBank genome assembly.